Messenger RNA from Penicillium expansum, 1554 nucleotides. RefSeq lists its product as uncharacterized. The record is from RefSeq and is a predicted model, not a curated record. The transcript is spliced from 2 exons. The coding region runs from base 1 to 1554 and encodes 517 amino acids. NCBI's taxonomy places the organism in Eukaryota, Fungi, Ascomycota, Eurotiomycetes, Eurotiales, Aspergillaceae.
AUGAUCGACGAAAAUUUACCCACGUUCUUCCUCAAGAACAACUCAAAACAGCCUCAGAUCAGCACAAUAUACCAUAGUCAACAUGGUAAUGACCCCGAACCAGCUUACUCCUUGCGCGCCCUCGACCCCACCUCCCCAACAUCACAAAACCGCUACGGAGUGGCGCUGUACGACCCGUAUGUGACAGAUGUUGUCUACGGCGAGGUCGCCGUGGUUCCAGAUUGGACCCAACCAAGUAUGUCGGCAGACGCAAUACGAGCAAAUGGCGGCGUUGCACCGCCCCCGGAACCUAUCCUUCCUACCGAGUUCACCAUCCAGCUCUACAAUCCCGACCAAGAGAUCACAGUGCAAUAUCAUACCAAAACAUGGAACAAACCAGCUCGGUGGGAAUUUGAGAUGCCGCAAACCACAUUCCGGGUUCCGUCCGCUUCAGCGCUCGACCAGACUCAGAUCGAUCCCUCUAUCGCAGAUAUUACUCCGAAGUUGAGAUUCAGUUGGCGCAAGGAUGGGAAACUGUCAAAGGAUUUGACAUGUUUGUUGAACGGCAAAACCUCAACAAUUUCGGACACGCGCACAAAGAGCCGUGAGCCAGAUAUUACGGUCGCUCUAUUCCAAGGGCUGAAGGAGCUUACUCUCUACGAGCCCAAUCUCUACCGCGUCGAGAUGGAAGAUUUCAAGGGGUUGGAGGUCGUGCUACUGUUGGCCGCCGUUGCAAUUCGAGAUAUUUUCUUUGGACCUGCCAAGGAGGCCUUCCAUAUCACCCCCGGUGGGCCGAACCAAGCUCGCAAGCCAGUAGCAGGGCCAACUGCAACUGCGGCGCCAGUCACACCAACUAGUGAUCCCAGGCUGAACCCACAGGCCCGACCUACUGGGCCAGCAAUGAGUGGAAGGCCAUCACCGCCUCGGCUCAACAUUCCGAACUCCUCAUCUCCAGCCCCACAAGAGAGGAGGCGACAAGACGAACUCGCAAGACAGGAAGAGGAGCGACGAAGCCAGGAAGUGUUGGCCGCAGAACAAAAAGCACGGCAUCGGCGGGAAGCUGAAGUCGAGAAAGAGACCAGACGCCUGCAGCAGUUGUACGGGAAAGAAGAAGAGCAAGCACGAAAGCAACGACAUACCCCGGCUCCAUCUUCUACACCCUAUCUUUCACCCCGACACACCGGACCCCCUCAAUCUUACUCCCAUCAACACUCUCAAUCCUCAGUCCAACUUUCUUCCCAACCUACAGGCCGUCCAUCCCAUCAUCCCCGUCAACAACAUUCCCCAGGCGCACAGGUCCCUACCUUCGCCAACAACCCAUACCUCAAUGCACCGGGGCACUUGGAUCCCCGAGCCCAAUCAUCCAUCCAUCUCAUGCAGUCCCGACCACAGCAAGCACGCCCGCAACCCCGACCACAGUCUACCGUUGGGUUCCUCCCUACUAGCAGCGGUGCUCUCCCCGCGGCGUCGAGGCCUCAAAUCCAGCCGAAAAAGAGCAGUUUCUUUGGGUUCCGGCGUAACAAGGAGGAAAGCAAUGCUACCAAGCUUGAAAAAAAGCGGAGUUCUAUGUUCUGA